Anastrepha obliqua is the source of this 4974-nucleotide messenger RNA. RefSeq lists its product as uncharacterized. Lineage: Eukaryota; Metazoa; Arthropoda; Insecta; Diptera; Tephritidae. The transcript has 2 exons. Gene Ontology annotation, molecular function: nucleic acid binding; zinc ion binding. The record is from RefSeq and is a predicted model, not a curated record. Bases 1 to 4974 code for a protein of 1657 amino acids. Gene Ontology annotation, biological process: DNA integration.
AUGGCAGAAUUAAAUUUGCGCGCUUCGGCAAUAAAGGCCAUUAAACGCAUACACGAUCGGGUGAGUGGAUUCCAGCAGGGUGCAUUUGAUGAAUUUCAUCUUCAGCAAGAGUUGAAAUCAUUGUCAGCACAUUAUGCACGUUUCGUGACCAACCAUGACCUGUUGGUGGGCAAUGCAGCAAACGCCGAGUUGGAGGCCCACGAGAAGUUAUGGGAAGAGGUUGAAGGUAUUUACAACAAUGCAUGUACCCACUUGAACCGUGCAAUCAUGGGUGCAAAACCGAGUCAGUCUGCUGUGAUGCCUGUGCGAGAAUGUGAGGUUAAGUUAGAACCGCUUGCAAUUCCAACGUUCGAUGGAACUAUGCAGAAUUGGCUGGCGUUUAAGGACGUUUUUGAAUUGCUUGUCCACAAUACAGACUAUCCUGAGGCCUACAAGUUAGGCAAGUUGCGGCAGGCAGUAAGCGCAAGUGCUGUACCGCUCGUCGGGAGUGUAUAUUCUGGGGGAUACGCUGAUUUAUGGAAGGCGCUUAAAGAACGUUUUGACAAUAGAAGGCAACUGGCUGAGACUCAUGUGUCACGCUUACUCAAUAUCAAGCCGACAACUGAGGACACACCAACUGCGUUACUGUUCAUCGUCGACACGGUUCAUGAAUCACUACGAGCUUUACAUGUCAUGGGUCUACCAGUGGCCGAAUGGGAUGCUGUGGUCGUACCGAUAAUAGUUUCGAAACUUCCGAUAACUACACAGCGCGAGUGGAACAUGAGCUGUUCACCCACCGAAAUUCCGAGCCUCGAUGAGCUGCUUACGUUUUUGGGUCAGCGGGCUCAUAGCCUCAGCACAACAGUUGUCACAUGGACCAAUGGGGUUGAAUUUACGUCCAAGAGUCAUCAACGCGCUGGUGGUCCGUCAAGAGCUGUUAGAUCACACGUCGUAUCUGCAGAGGAGGGUAAAUGCACAUACUGCCAAGGUGCACAUCGCAUUAUGAAAUGCGCACGCUUUCUUGGGAUGAAAUACGAAGACAGAAUUACUGCUGCAAAGGCUACAAAGCUUUGUUUUAACUGCCUAAAGCAAGGUCAUUCAGCAAGACAAUGCCCAUCGGGGAAUUGCCGUCACUGUGGUCGUAAGCACAACUCAUUACUUUGCCGCGAAUCGUUAUCUCAGAAUCCAUCAGAGAGCAAAUGCGAAGUUUCGGUGGAAGGAAUCGGAGCUUACUCCUACGCACGUACACGUGGGCGUGUCACACUCACGUUAAAAUCGCUCUAUUCCAGUUUCAGUUUGGAAAUCGUUGCACUUGUCAUGCAGUCAAUUACUAAGGUCAUCCCAACAGUGCAUAUUGACAUGACACGGUGGCAGCAUUUGAAUGGUCUAGAAUUGGCCGAUACGCAGUUCGGCAUUCCUAGCAAUAUCGACAUUCUUAUUGGUGCGGAUGUAUGGGGAAAAGCAGUCGAAGGGGACAUAAGACUCGGUGGCCUCAAUGAGCCACACGCCCAGCGAACCCGCUUCGGCUGGGUUGUCUUCGGUCCAGUGCCAGCAGCGCAGCCAGCAACGCCGCCAACUCUUUCCUUCAGCGCCCAGCAAGGCGAAGAGGACGCACGUUUGGAGGAGCUCGUAAGAAGCUUUUGGAAGUUAGAGGAAGUGCCUUCACAAGAUUGUAACGGCGAAGAUGAAUGUGAGAAAAUCUUUUUGACCACACACUCCCGCACAAGGGAAGGGCGCUACAUGGUUCAUAUACCAUUUCAUCCUGACGCACCGGCUUUGGGCAACUCAUACGCCCAUGCUUUACGACAAUUUCACCUUCUUGAACGACGACUAGCAGCGAAUUGUGAGCUCAAGAAAAAAUACAUUGCCUUCAUGCGCGAAUACGCGGACCUCGGCCAUAUGGAACCCGUUAGUCACAUUGGAGAUGGGGGGGUCAACUACUACAUCCCUCACCACGCGGUUCUGGAAAAGUUCCGCGUUGUGUUCAAUGCUUCAGCGCGGACCACGAGCGGCCUCUCACUGAACGACGUCCAGUUGGUGGGAGCCACGAUUCAAGAACCACUUGUGAAUAUCAUCUUUCGUUUUCGGUGUUUUCGCGUAGCAUUAACAGCAGACAUCGAGAAAAUGUUCCGUCAAAUUCUGAUAACUCCCGAACAUAGGGAUUUCCAACGCAUUAUUUGGAGAGAAUCACCAGACACUGACCUAGCAGUAUACCGUUUAACUACAGUGACGUAUGGGAUGGCUUGUAGCCCGUACAACGCAGUUCGCGCACUCAAUCAAUGCAGUUAUGAUAACUACAACGUAGUCGCAGAUGGCCAUCAGUCGAUUGUUGCGCGCGAUGCGAUUCUGUCAUCAUUUUAUGUAGAUGAUUUUCUCAUCAGUUGUGACACUGAGGAUAAAGCCUUCGAACUCGCUGUCAAUGUGAGUGCGAUUUUGUCGGCCGGACAGUUCCGUUUACGAAAAUGGAAUUCUAAUAGUGGUGAGGUUGUAAAGCGUUUAAUUAGUAACAAUUCCUCAAUCGUAGAGUUAGCAAGUGAACCAUCGACGGCAACUGUGCUUGGUUUAAGUUGGGACCCAACAACAGAUGAGAUCUUUUUCAAAGCGAAUCUAAACCAGAACAUCGGAUGCCUCACAAAACGUCGGGUUUUAAGUGAGGUCGCCAAACUAUUUGAUCCUACUGGCAUGCUUGCUCCAAUUGUUAUUGCCGGGAAGAUAUUUAUUCAGAAGUUGUGGUCUGCUGGCUUAGAAUGGGAUGCACCACUCCCAGAUGCACUUCAAAAUACGUGGGUCUUAUUUCACAGAGAACUUGACGUGAUAAACCGUAUCCGUGUACCACGAUGGUUAGGUUUGGCUGAGGGUAAGACUACUAUGCUACUUGGGUUUUGUGAUGCAAGUCCACUUGCCUAUGCGGCUGUCCUCUAUACUAGGACAACAGACGGUGAAGGUCGGUCAACUGUAUCAUUGCUAACAGCUCGCACCAAAGUGGCGCCACUCAAGGGUGCAACGAUUCCUCGCCUAGAACUUUGUGCGGCACAUUUACUCGCAUCCACACUUGACAGUGUGCGGACUGCUUUACGUCUAACGGACACUUCUUAUCAUUUAUGGUCCGACUCGCGAAUCGUGUUAUGUUGGUUACGUAAACCUCCAACUACUCUCAAGCCGUACAUUUCCAAUCGUGUUCGUCACAUUCAAGAGCUGACAUCACCAGAUCGUUGGCAUUAUGUACGGUCUGCACAAAAUCCGGCAGACUGUGCCAGUAGAGGUAUCCGAGCAUCAGAGCUGGUUGAACAUCAGUUGUGGUGGCAAGGGCCAAAAUGGCUUAUGGACAAACAGCUACCAAUUUCCUUUGGGAUCGAAUUAAAAGAUGACGAGCUUGACAUUGUACGUGGUGAACAGAGAGUGUCAUCAUUUGUAGCAACGACGGCCCACGCGAGCAUUCUUACAACUCGACGUCUAGACGGCCAAAUAAUUCCAUUAAGCGAACGCUUUAGUUCAUUGCAAAAGCUUCUUCGUACCGUGGCAAUCGUACUUCGGUGGCUACCAGUUCGCCGACAUUUGCGAAGACUGAUCGUCAAUCCUACAGAAAUGGACGAUGCUCUUAACGUGCUAAUCCGAAACGAGCAAUAUACCUUUGCGACUGAUAUGUCUCUGAUUCGGAAGGGAUCGGAAAUAUCCAGCUCCAGCAAACUAAGGUCAUUGAAUCCUUACAUAGAUUGUAACGACAUAUUGCGAGUCAGAGGUCGUAUUGGUCACGCUGACCUUCCAGAAGAUCGACGUUUUCCGAUAAUUUUACCGAAGCAUGGGAGUUUGGUACACUUACUCAUCCGACACGCACAUGAAACCACGCUUCAUGGUGGGGCGCAAAUCACUCUUCAAGCUCUUCGCGCACGGUACUGGAUAUUGAACGGAAGGCAAGCAGUCCGAAGCUUCGUGCAGACUUGUGUUAUUUGCCGACGACAUCGAGGCGUAACGUUAUCUCAGCAGAUGGCAUCCUUACCCAGGCAUCGCAUUACUGCAGCACGGCCAUUUAUAUCUUCAGGCGUCGACUAUUGCGGGCCUUUUACAGUGCGCAUCGGCACAAAAAGAUCGCGUACAACGAUCAAAACAUAUCUAGCUGUUUUCGUUUACAUGGCGACCAAGGCCGUGCAUAUUGAAGUUGUCGAUGAUCUUUCUUCACCUGCAUUCUUAGAUGCAUUUACGCGAUUUAUAAGUAGACGAGGUCCAUGUCGAGAUCUCUAUAGUGACAACGGUACUACGUUCACAGGUGCUAACCGUUUGCUUAAAGAAGACUUGGCUGCUUGGCAGAACGACAACAACCAACAAAGUUUGGCGAAUCUCGGUACUCAUUGGCACUUUAUCGCUCCCAGCGCUCCUCAUCAAGGUGGUCUCUGGGAGGCUGCGGUAAAAUCUGCCAAAUAUCAUUUGGUGCGCCUCGUUGGAGCGCAGUCAUUAUGGUAUAGCCAACUUCAGACUUUGGCGACACGCAUUGAAGCAUGCCUAAAUUCUCGUCCGCUAACACCUAUAAACGAUGAUCCCAAUGAUAAGUUAGCUUUGACCCCUGCCGACUUUCUGGUUGGCGCUCCACUGGUUGCAGUCCCUGAAGCUGACAUCAGAACAAUUCCGUCGAACCGUAUUAAGCACUGGCUCUGGCUGCGUCAGAUACAUCAACAAUUUUGGCAACGAUGGAGCGAGGAAUAUUUAUCUACCCUUCAAACUCGAAACAAGUGGCAGACGAAAUCAAGGGACGUAAAGAUCGGAGACAUAGUCAUCGUAAGACAUGAGAACUUACCACCAACAUAUUGGCGCUUAGGGCGCGUAACUGCGGUUCAUCCGGGCAGCAAUGGUCUAAUACGUAAUGUCACGCUUCAGACGGCGAACGGUAUGAUGACGCGUGCGGUACAGAAAUUGUGCCGGCUUCUGGACGCAGAGCAUUUUGAGGCCAACGCCUCAACCGGGCAGGAUGUUCAGAAUUCGUCCAGUCUGGCACCACCUUAA